GGGGUGUUUGGGUUUUAGCCCAGCCCUGGCUGACGGUUUAUACGCCGCUGCCACGCACUACUGCUCUGCCGGUAGGGAUGGAUGGAUGGCCGAAGCUGCCCGCCCCAGAUCACUCAAGCAACCCACCCCAAGCGCUGUAGCCUAUCCAACUUCGCUUGUCAACGGCAUGUGUGGUGUUGUAUUGUGCUGUGUUCCGUGUGGGUGGCGCCCGAGUCAACAAGGCAUUUGUUUUGAAUUUAGGGAGAACAGAGAUUUAUUCCGGUUCCUGCCGUUGUGUGUCUCGAGAGAUGGGAAACCAGAGGAUGGCUCUUUGAAAGGUGCUCAGUCCUAAGCAAAGGAAUUACAGAUUGCCUGGCUGAGACCCCGCUCCGGGCUGUUGCAGCGAGGCUUUGCAGUCUGCCGCCAGUUGUGGAUUGGAGGUGGGAAGAGGAGUCUGGGUGGGAGCUGGAUUAACUUUGAUCUUGCGGCUGGCUGGCUGGCUGGUAGGAACUGCUGCGGCGUCGGCGGCUGCUGCUGCCACCGCUCGGAUGUACGAGCUGGGUCUGAGCGCCGCUCAGUGCCGUGUGUCUCCGCGUUUGCCUCUUUAAUCAGGAACACAGAAGGGGCGGGCCCUGAACCGGCGUGUAAUCGGAUAGCUCUGCCUCUGCUCUGACAUCCACAUGCUGCUUUGCCUGAAAAGGCUGCGAGGAGCUGAAGGGGAGGCAAAGAAAGAGAAGAAGGCACCCAGCCCACAAACCUCUGAACAUCUUCGCACACAUAGACACGGAGACACGCACCGACCAAGGAGCAGAACGAAGAGGAGGUGGAGAAGGGUGGACGGAGAGCAGACCCAACUCUUAGCCCCGAUCAUCAUCGUUCAGAUGAAGGCAGCUUCCUCAGCUACAGCAGCGGCGGCAGCAGCAGCAGCAGCAACAGCCGCCGCCGCAGCCUCACACUCAGUAUAAAUCCCUGAGCUGCCUCCAGAAGCCUGCUCUUCCCACACUCCCCCCUGAAACUGGCCAGACAGGAGGAACUGCGCCCAGAUCAGCCACGGACCUCAGAGGACAAUCCCACUCAGGGAAACGAGGCGAGGGAAAGAACUGACUAAUGCCGGCAGAUUGUCUGUCCCUCCGCCGCGUGUCUGUACCGUGUAUGUGUGUAGAUGUGUAAGUCUGUGUAUCAGUGAAUGUGCUUGAAAUUAUACAUUUGCUUGUGGUUUCUGUGAUGCCCAAAGGCAAGCCUCUUUUCUUUUGAUUUCAUUUUUCUUUUUCUACCUGGCUUUCGGGAAAUGCUCGUGAUAUUAUAAGAUGAAGACGAUGACACUUUAAGGAACUGGAGAAAAUACGGGGUUGUUUUGUUGGGUUUUUUUUUUUUUUAAGGAGGAAAGCAGUGCCCUCUUCCCUUCUUUCAGUCUUCUGAUUUCAGAGAACUGCCCUUCCUUCUGUUGAAGUGCGGUGGCUUUACAAACCCAGCCCAGAAGGGUGAAGACGGGACGCCAGGACCCUGGAGGAGGGAAACGAGACAAUUAAGAACACUUGCCGAAGAAAUUCUAAGGAGAAAAAUAGGAGACACCCAAGAGAUACUUUCAGUUACCAGGGAAGGACCUUCACAUCAGCUCUGGAGAAAGCCCCUUGCCCUAAAAUGGAUACAUUUCAUCUUCUCUGGGUGUCGUUAGCUCUUAGCUUUUCAGGACCCGGAGUGACAGGAGAAGCAGGCCUACCUUGUGGAGGUCGUUUGAAUUCCAAAGAUGCCGGCUAUAUCACGUCUCCUGGCUAUCCCCAGGACUAUCCCUCUCACCAGAACUGUGAGUGGAUCGUUUAUGCUCCAGAACCCAAUCAGAAGAUUGUCCUCAACUUCAACCCUCAUUUUGAGAUCGAAAAGCAUGACUGCAAGUAUGACUUCAUUGAGAUUCGGGAUGGGGACAGCGAAUCUGCUGACCUGCUGGGAAAGCAUUGUGGGAACAUCGCCCCUCCCACCAUCAUCUCCUCAGGCUCCGUACUCUACAUCAAGUUCACAUCUGAUUAUGCCCGGCAGGGUGCUGGCUUCUCACUGCGCUAUGAGAUCUUCAAGACAGGCUCCGAAGACUGUUCAAGAAACUUCACCAGUAUGAAUGGGACCAUUGAAUCUCCUGGGUUCCCUGAUAAGUACCCACACAACCUAGACUGUACCUUCACCAUCUUAGCCAAACCCAAGAUGGAGAUCAUCCUUCAGUUUAUGACGUUUGAUCUGGAGCACGAUCCAUUGCAGGUGGGAGAAGGUGACUGCAAGUAUGAUUGGCUGGACAUCUGGGAUGGCAUUCCUCAUGUGGGUCCUCUGAUUGGCAAGUAUUGUGGAACUAAAACUCCCUCAAAGCUCCGAUCUUCAACCGGCAUCCUCUCUCUCACCUUUCACACUGACAUGGCAGUAGCCAAGGAUGGUUUCUCAGCACACUACUACUUAAUUCCCCAAGAAACUCCUGAAAACUUCCAGUGCAAUGUUCCUUUGGGGAUGGAAUCUGGCAGGAUCUCCAACGAGCAGAUCAGUGCUUCUUCCACCUACUCGGAUGGGAGAUGGACUCCCCAGCAGGGACGGCUGCAUAGUGACAACAAUGGCUGGACCCCCAACGUGGACUCCAACAAGGAAUAUCUACAGGUGGACCUGCGUUUUCUGACGAUACUCACAGCCAUUGCGACCCAGGGAGCCAUCUCUCGGGAAACUCAGAAUGGCUACUAUGUCAAAUCCUACAAGCUGGAAGUCAGCACUAAUGGCGAAGACUGGAUGAUGUACCGCCAUGGCAAAAACCACAAGGUAUUUCAAGCCAACAAUGAUGCAACUGAAGUGGUUUUGAAUAAGAUUCAUACUUCAGUACUGACUCGGUUUAUCAGAAUCCGCCCUCAGACCUGGCACACAGGCAUUGCCCUGAGGCUCGAGCUCUUUGGCUGCCGGAUUACAGAUGCUCCCUGCUCCAAUAUGCUGGGAAUGCUCUCUGGCCUCAUCUCAGACUCCCAGAUCACAGCCUCCUCCACUCGUGAAUACCUCUGGAGUCCAGGCGUAGCCCGCCUGGUGAGCAGCCGCUCAGGCUGGUUCCCCCGCAUCCCACAGGCUCAGCCCGGGGAAGAGUGGCUACAGGUAGACCUGGGAGUGCCCAAGACCGUGAAAGGGGUGAUCAUCCAGGGAGCUCGAGGUGGAGACACCAUCACCGCAGUGGAGGCCAGGGCUUUUGUGAGAAAGUUCAAAGUGUCAUACAGUUUGAAUGGAAAGGACUGGGAAUACAUAGAGGAUCCAAGAACUCAACAACCCAAGCUCUUUGAAGGGAACAUGCAUUAUGAUACUCCUGACAUCCGAGUGUUUGAUCCUGUCCCUGCCCAGUAUGUUCGAGUGUAUCCAGAAAGGUGGUCGCCAGCCGGGAUUGGGAUGCGCCUAGAGAUUCUGGGCUGUGAUUGGACAGAUACGAGACCCACUGUAGAGACCCUAAGGCCAACUUUGAAGAAUGAAGAGACAACAACUCAGUAUCCUACAGAUGAGGAAACCACAGACUGCGGUGAAAACUGUAGCGCUGAAGAAGACAAAGAUUUUCAGCCUCCGCCAGGCUUCAACUGCAACUUUGAUUUCAUGGAGGAAAGCUGUGGUUGGAUGUAUGAUCAUGAAAAGUGGCUUACAAGCACAUGGACUGGCAGCUCAAGUCCCGUCGAUAAUGCUCCCCCAGAUGGUAGAACCUAUUUGAGGCUCCAGAGCAACGGAAGGAGGGAGGACCAGCAUGGCCGGCUCAUCAGCCCUGCCCUCUACCUGCCCAGGAGCCCUGUGUGUAUGGAAUUCCAGUACCAAGCCACAGGUGGGAGUGGGAUCGCUCUGCAAGUGGUUCGGAAAGCCAGCCAGGCCAGCAAGCUCCUCUGGGUCAUCCGGGAAGACCAAGGCAGCGAGUGGAGACAAGGAAGGAUCAUCUUGCCAAGCGAUGAAAUGGAGUAUCAGAUUGUCUUCGAGGGAAUUCUGGGCAAAGGACGCUCAGGAGAGAUCGCCAUCGAUGAUAUCCGGAUAGGCACUGAUAUUCCUCUAGAGAACUGCAUGGAACCUAUCACAGCUUUUCCAGGGGGCACCCUCCUACCAGGGACCGAGCCCACAGUGGACACGGUGUCAGUGCAGCCCAUCCCAGCCUACUGGUAUUACGUUAUAGCCGCAGGAGGUGCCGUUCUGGUGCUGAUCUCCAUCGCUUUGGCCCUGGUGCUCCACUACCACCGGUUCCGCUUUGCGGCCAAGAAGACCGAUCACUCCAUCACCUACAAAACCUCCCACUACACCAACGGGGCCCCUCUGACAGUGGAGCCCACCCUAACCAUAAAACUAGAGCAAGACCACAGCUCGCAGUGUUGAGAGUGGAUCAGUACAGAGGACCAGGACAAAAUACAAAACAAAAACUAACGAGAAAGACUUCAAAUGCGUUGCCUCGAUUUUGCACUUUUUCCUCUUUUUUCGCCUAGUCUCUGUGUGAACUUCUAGACAUCUCUUUCUAAUGUUCUGAAACCCCACUCAAUUUUCCACCCUGGGCUCUUGGAUUCCAUCUCAUCCAUUCUCCCUGCGUUGGGGGUUGUGGGGUUUUUCUGUUUGUUUGGCUGUUGUGGCCAAGCAAAAAUAACUAUCAUGCUGCAUCUUGGAUUAUGAGAAAAGCUGUUGUCCCCUCCUUCCCGUGAUGCCCUCACCACCUGAUAUCCUUCCUCCCACCCAGAGACUGACCCCUUAAUAGUUUUUUUAGCCUAUCCCCUUGUACCUCCCCUCAGUGGGCAGCCUGCCAAGAAACUUGAUGGGAAAGCCUAGAGAUGUGUGCGUGUGUGUAUACAUAAAUGUAUGGAUGAAUAUGUGUGAGUAUCUUAUCUAUGUACAAGAGAUGGUGUGUGUGAGAGAAACUGAUUCAAUGUGUGGGUUCAGUGAGGGCCCCCUUUCCAUUCUUCCUUCUUUUACUUCUCCUAGGCGUUCUCUCUGACAAGAAAAUAAUAUACGAGUUUGUUUACUUGGGGGAAGAAAUGGAAGCUUUUUGUUGCCUUAUCCAGCACUGGAUGUGUUUCUGUUGGCUGCCAUUAUCAUCCCUGGGUACCUAACACAAUAGAAAGAGUCCAUUAGAGAAUGGUGCAUGGUCCACCAGCCUUCCUGAACCAAGAGAAAGGUUCCCCCAAAUGGAUUCACAGGCAUGAUCUUCUUGUCAUGGCCCCUUAGAGAAAACAUGAUGAGAUAACACAGCCAUUGGGUGCUAAAGGAACCUUCCCUGCUGCCACCCCUCAAACAAGUCUGUCUCGAGUUGCCUUAUCAAAGAAAAGCUUGUAAUGAAUGUUGAGCUUCUAUUAGUUAAAACCAGCCUUGGAGUAAGUCAUAAAGAACACAUCUGAGAUGGAUUUUGAAAAUGUAGUAGUUAAAUUGGAGUGGAGGAGCAAGAAGAAAAGGUUGGAAUAUUGUACUUUAAGUAUCCUCACUGGGGAAGGGAUUUGAUUGAGUCUUGUGGAAAGGCAGGGGAAUAAAAAGAUGAGAGGCCUCCCCUUCUUUGGUAUUAUAUUGAAAUUUUGGUGGCAUAUCUUAAUCUUUAGAUGAAUUUGUGUUCGUUUUCAUUGAUCAACAGUUUCCUCUGAUUAUAUGGAACCUGGCCUAUUGAUGCCUGCUCAUCUUGUGUGACUCUUAUCCUUGUCCUCCCAAAAGUUCACCAGAGACAGUUCACCGAACAUGCCAGAGGUCUUCUUUCCUUUCUCCCAAUAUCACCAGAAUUCUAAUAGACCACUCUGGCUGUUUUCCUGGCAGCCUCUGAAUUACAAAGCCAACCACCUGACUUAAAAUAUUAUUGGAUAACUAAAAAGUAACCUUUUUUUUUCAAAUUUAUCAAAGUGCUACUCCUUAAAACAUCAAAUGGCACUUGACGAACCUUAUUUCAGUGGCCUACAAAAUCUCAGAUUAGCAAGUGCGAUGACACAAUUCUGUUGUUGCUCAUUAAAGCCAUGUAGAGAAAGACAUAACCGAGAAAUCACCUAAUGAUAAAAUAAUGAAAUGAAAUCUAUAUCCAAAUCAAGAAAUUUUUUCUCUUUUAAUGUCUCUGUUUAUGUUGUUCUGUAGCCCUCAAAUUAUUUCUGGGUGGAGCUACCAGUAGGACAGUUUGUGGUCAUUGUCCUUUCAGUGUGGGGAUAGACAUUCUUCUAAAAGAUGUCUCCUUAGCCUCUAGGUAGCCACCAGUACACAGUUACUAAUGAGUGUUUGGAUGCUUGGGAGAGAGAGAGUUACCAUUUCUUCAAAAUACCCAGCUCUGCCUCUAGACAGAAAAGUGAUCCUAUAGGAUUAAGUGUCUUUCAUUCUUUAGAAAGAAAGAUGCUUCCCUUCUCUUUACUGCAUUCCAGAAAGCAACCCUGGCCUGUCCUCUAAGCAUUCCUCUUCCAAUUUUCUCUACCUAGCAAAGGAAAAGAUAGAAUAGUUGUGCAGAAGGUAUCUUGAGAUCUCAAGAGUUUUUCUCUCCUCUCAAAAAUCCUGAUAGGAAAUAGAGGUGAGCUAGGCAGCUGCAUAAUAUGUGACAUGGAGGAUUCUGUGGUGACCUCCAUGUUAGAAGUAGAUCAGAAGGGGUUUGGCCCCAAUGAUGCUUCUCUUCCUGUCAGUGAACAAUCUGGACAGAUUUUUUUUUUCAUGAAGAUGUUAAAUACUUCUGUAGGUGCCCUAAGAAGAUGAUAAGUUAGGAAACACCACCCAGAAAAAUCCAGCUAGUAUUGUAGCUGGCUGACUUCUCAUAUACCCUUAGAGAUUUUCCCUUCUUUAAAAGAAGAUGACAGCAACUUUGUGAACUUUUUGCAUCUUUAUCAGAUGCUCCAUGUGGGAAAAAUACAUCGUCUUUAUGCACUUGUCAAGGUAGAGUCUAUGGGAUUGCUCUAGUCUUUGUGAAUUCCCAUGAUGUACUUCAACUGGGGAUGUCACUCCUCUCUCUGUCUCUCUGUCUCUGUCUCUGUCUCUGUCUCUGUCUCUCUCUCUCUCUCUCUGUCUCUCUCUCUGUCUCUGUCUCUGUCUCUGUCUCUGUCUCUCUCUCUCUCUCUCUCUCUCUCUCUCUCUCUCUCUCUCUCUCUCUCUCUCUCUCUCUCUGUCUCUCUCUCUCUCUUUCUGUCUCUCUCCCUCUCUCUCAUAUUGCCCUCUUCCUUCUUAGGAUUUUCCCUUCCUUCUUAGUAAUUUUCAGGUACUGUGCGAAAGGGCAGGUUCCUCUACAGAUACUAAAAAUAUGCUACAACCUGCCACAUUCAAGAGUGAAAUUCUGAUUCUUCAUUCAAGUGGGGAUGGGGUGGGGCGGGUUAGGGAAGCUAGCCAUGCUUUGAAGUUGAUAUGGUACAUGAGUACAUGCAUGUUGUAGCCCAGUUGUGUCUGGAUUGAGAGAUAUGAGAGCAACUGAUAGAAUGCCACAGAUCAGGCUUGUGAAGAUUUUCCCACAUGGAGGUCCUUUGUCAGUAUCUCCUGCUCUUGAACAUUAGCAAAAUGGAAACCUUUGUCUCUGAGGUGAAGUUCCCUUCCUUGUCGUUAUAUUAGCAAUUGCUAUCAUAUAGUCUUUGUCCAAGGGCAAAAAAUCAAUAUGGUUGCCCUUGCUAAAACAUGAUGCUGGAAGUGAGGUGAAACCUUGUCUUUGCCAUGCACGCUCCCCAUCCCAGCAUUUUUCUUUAAAGCCAGAAUUGGGCAGGAAAACAACUGGUAACAUGUCAGAGGUUGGUACAGAUACCCUCUCUUUAAAAGAAAACUAACAAACAAAAACAAUAUCUAAAAUUACCAAAGACAAACCAAGAAACGAUCACGUAGAGAUUUUUACUCCCAAUUCUUAUUCUCUAGAACUGUGACAUCCCCUUGCAUUGCCCAGUUGCCUGUGCGUGAAAAUAACUUGUGGACAUUGGAAAUUAUUUGAAGAUGUAUUGUGUGGAAUGUAAUAAAAUGAUGAUAUUUUUGUACAAA
Molecule: messenger RNA, 7899 nt
Organism: Monodelphis domestica (gray short-tailed opossum)
Lineage: Eukaryota; Metazoa; Chordata; Mammalia; Didelphimorphia; Didelphidae
Gene: NRP2
Product: neuropilin 2
Biological process (GO): angiogenesis; vascular endothelial growth factor signaling pathway; axon guidance
Cellular component (GO): postsynaptic membrane; glutamatergic synapse; plasma membrane
Molecular function (GO): semaphorin receptor activity; vascular endothelial growth factor receptor activity
Source: RefSeq, a predicted model, not a curated record